Molecule: messenger RNA, 1922 nt
Organism: Brassica rapa (field mustard)
Lineage: Eukaryota; Viridiplantae; Streptophyta; Magnoliopsida; Brassicales; Brassicaceae
Product: CBL-interacting serine/threonine-protein kinase 24
Biological process (GO): signal transduction; protein phosphorylation
Molecular function (GO): protein serine/threonine kinase activity; ATP binding
Source: RefSeq, a predicted model, not a curated record
UGCAUCUCUAAACAAUUACCAAAAAAAAACAUCAUCGAACGGUUCGGAUAUGUUUCAUAUCGAUCCAACGUUUGUAGUGACUUUGAUCACAACAAAGACUCCUCUACUUGUAGUAAGUAGGCUCCAUCUUUGUUUUCUCUCACCUGGUCCAUCCAAAAUCAAAUAACUCAUAAAAUUUGGGUCAGUCGAAAAAAAACUGAGGAUCGCUCGUUAAUUAAUUCGCUUAAUCUUCACAAAAAGGCUGAUGUAAUGGAUCAGAAGAAAAGAAUUACGACAAAGAAAACGAGGAAACUGGGUAAAUAUGAGGUUGGUCGGACUAUAGGUGAAGGUAGUUUCGCAAAGGUUAAGUUUGCGAGGAACACAGACACUGGAGAAAACGUUGCCAUUAAAAUCAUGGCUAAGAGUACUAUACUUAAGAACAAAAUGGCUGAUCAGAUCAAAAGAGAGAUAUCUAUAAUGAAGAUUGUACGACACCCUAACAUGGUCAGGUUGUAUGAGGUCUUGGCGAGUCCUUCUAAAAUAUAUAUCGUUUUAGAGUUUGUGACUGGAGGAGAGCUCUUUGAUAGAAUUGUUCAUAAGGGGAGACUUGAAGAAAGUGAGGCUCGCAAAUACUUUCAACAGCUUAUAGAUGCUAUUGCUCAUUGUCACUGCAAGGGUGUUUACCACCGUGACCUCAAACCUGAAAAUCUUUUACUCGAUAACAAUGGUAAUCUGAAGGUUUCGGAUUUCGGACUCAGUGCAUUGCCUGAGCAAGGAGUAGAACUUCUGCGGACCACGUGUGGAACUCCCAACUAUGCAGCUCCAGAGGUACUUAAUGGCCAAGGUUACGAUGGUUCAGCAGCAGAUAUUUGGUCUUGCGGGGUUAUUCUUUUCGUCAUUAUGGCUGGAUUCUUACCCUUUUCCGAGACUGAUCUUCCAUCAUUAUACAGAAAAAUUAGUGCAGCAGAGUUUUCUUGUCCACAGUGGUUCUCUGCAGACGUGAAGUCUUUAAUACAGAGGAUACUUGACCCCAAUCCCAAUACACGUAUUCAAAUUCAAGGAAUUAGGAAACAUAGUUGGUUCAGAAUAAAUUACAUGCCUACUCGAGCGAAGGAAGAGGAAGAAGUUAAUUUGGAUGAUGUUCGUGCAGUUUUUGAUGGAAUUGAGGGAAGUUAUGUAGCGGAGAAUAUAGAGAGAAGAUAUGAGGGACCCCUAAUGAUGAAUGCCUUUGAGAUGAUUACAUUAUCACAAGGCUUAAAUCUAUCAGCAUUAUUUGACAGACGACAGGAUUUUGUGAAAAGGCAAACCCGUUUUGUUUCUCGAAGGGAGCCUAGUGUGAUAAUAGCUAACAUUGAGGCUGUUGCAACCUCAAUGGGGUUUAGGGCUCAUACGCGCAACUUCAAGACAAGGCUCGAGGGAUUAUCUUCAAUCAAGGCAGGGCAAUUUGCUGUUGUGAUAGAGGUUUAUGAGGUGGCACCAUCGCUUUUCAUGGUAGACGUUAGGAAGGCUGCUGGUGAAACACUUGAAUACCAUAAGUUCUACAAGAAGUUAUGUGAGAAACUGGAGAACAUAAUAUGGAGAGCAACGGAAGGAAUGCCAAAGCCAGAGCUAUUCAGAACAAUCACGUUUUGAUUCAAGCCAGGUCCUCUCCUACUUCUGAAUAACUUAUAACAUGGAAUGGAGGUCGAAUAAAAUGUAGUCGGGUAUGAAUAAAUGUCAGUAAAUAUUCUUCUCCGAGAAGAUUGGAAAAUAUGCAGAAUCUUGAGAUGAUUGGCCACUGGAUCCCUCCAUUAUUUGUGUAUGGGACAUACUACUUGGUUCUGAAAAGAAAGAAAAAUACACAUGUCUGUGUGGGUUUGAUUCAAAGGGAGUGUGAGAGACUGAAUGUGAGGUAAACUUUGUUAUUGCAGUAUGAUUUAUUGAUUCGAAAGGAAUGAUAGUUA